Heterobilharzia americana is the source of this 2049-nucleotide messenger RNA. Lineage: Eukaryota; Metazoa; Platyhelminthes; Trematoda; Strigeidida; Schistosomatidae. The record is from the annotation of a GenBank genome assembly.
AGAUCAGCGCUGAAUUUGAAUGUUGCGUAACCCUUAGAAAGUGUGACUUAAGCGAAAGGAGAGUUACUCAUGUGUUUGCCAUUUCAACGUAAAUUGAAAAGCAUCAUUAAUUUUCAUCCUCAAGUUCUACAUGAACUGUUCUCAAAUGUUUACUGGUUAUCUGUACUAAAAUUUAUGCACGUAGUUCAAUACAUAUGGAUGAGGAAAGUUGCUCCUAUAAAGUUGAGAGAGACGUCGCUUGUAAUACACAGUCUGAUGCGGAACCACUUAUUGAUACGAGGAUUCUAAAACAUUGCAACACUGGAGCAGUUGCACGAAUAAUAGAAGAAUCUGAAUCUCUGGAGGAACAACAUAAAGUAGCCACGUUUUUGGUUGACCAUUACAUUGCAGAAUGUUGCUGUUUUAGCAGAAACAUCCGAUAAGUUAGUUAAUGAUAACAUCCCUGAAGAUAAAAGUCGCAGACCAUCCUCUGAGGAGAUAGCCAUUGCUUCUACUUCAGAUGUUCCCUGUUGGACAGAUAACGUUCUUCAUAUCUUUGUACUCAGCAAAGCUGGGAAACCUAUUUAUUCAAGGUAUGUAAGACUAAGGGGAGUUACUUUUCACAGAUAUGGAAAUGAGGCUUGUUUAUCAUCUGUAAUGAGUGUUAUGCAGGCACUCGUUUCUUUCGUUGAAAAUUCUGGUGAUGAGUUGCAGGUGAUCAAUACAUCUGAAAAAAAGUUUUUGUUCAUUUCCCGUUCACAUCUUAUUCUGGUAGCAUUCAGUCCAAUUUAUGAACCUACCUCCCAUCUGUUAAACUGUUUGAACUAUGUUUAUGAUCAGAUAAUAAGCUCUCUAACUCUACAGAGACUGGAGAAGCAAUUCACAAGGCAUGCCAAUUUGGAUCUGCGCAGACUUCUUGUUGGAGAUAGUCGACUUUUAUCUUCUAUCAUCAACCGUGUGGAAGAGUCUUUUGGUGUUUUCCUAGGUGCUAUCAGUUGUCUACCUCUGCCAGAAAAUGUUCGAGGUGCAGUAUCUCAGAUCAUUUGUCAUAACGCUAAAUUGCAAGGUUUAGUAUUCGCAAUCUUAUUUCACAAAGAUGAUAUUAUCAGCAUUGUACGUAUGAAGAAUCAUCAUCUUUGUCCAUCGGAUAUCCACAUACUUCUCAAUCUGAUCGGAAGUUCACAAUCUUUCAAGUCGGCUCAAUCACAUUGGUUACCAAUUUGCUUGCCUAAAUUCGAUGCUAACGGGUUUUUGUAUGCUAGUGUUACCUACCUUAAUGAUACAACAUGCUUGGUUUUACUUACUGUCGAUAGUAGCCAAUUUUAUCCACUCAAAUCAAUCACUGAAAAGAUAUUUACACUAUUGAGUACUGCAAAUAAUGAUGAGUAUUUAUCUUCAAUAUCAUCUUCGAAACUUCCACAAAUUUCUGAUACUGGUAUUAAGAAUUUACGACAUUUUGUUUAUAAAUCUACAUCAAUUGAUCAGUACAUUGCCAGCCAGUGGAGUAUGCCAUACGCUAUUAAAUCUGAAUUAUCUGCUAAUUCUACAUCUAAUAUAAAUCCAGAAAAUAAAAUUGAAUUGAUUGAUAGUAAUACCAUACAUAAAUUACGUCAAGGUGUAUUGUUAUCAUAUAAACGCCUUCAUAUGCGGUUACAUUCAUUCAGAAUACCGACAAAAUUCAUAUACAAAGUAACAACUACAGAAUUAUUCAUUGGAUGGAAAACUGAUACAUUUGAAUUGUACGCAACACUAGAACCAAUAAUUACAAAAGCACAAAUAGGUGAAAUUCGUAAACAGCUAGUCAAAUGGAUUGAAUCAAAGAAAACACAAUUCUUUAUACUUUCAUCGCCAACGUUUUAAUUUCUUUGCAUAUUUUUUCAAAAGAAAAAUUUUGUUUAAAAUGGACAGUGAUGAGUUAUUUUGUGCAUAACUUUGUGAUUAUUUCUUCGUGUUUUGCUAAAUCAUUUCACUUUCUUAUAUUAAACUUCUGUAAAGGAUUUCAAAAUAUGUUUUUAAAAUGUGUAAAUAUUUUAAUUGUUAUGCUAUUUAACCAAUAAACUUGGAAGUUGG